This is a messenger RNA of Harpegnathos saltator (Jerdon's jumping ant), 12291 nucleotides long. RefSeq names its product teneurin transmembrane protein Ten-m (gene Ten-m). Bases 1452 to 11990 code for a protein of 3512 amino acids. The transcript has 17 exons. The record is from RefSeq and is a predicted model, not a curated record. Lineage: Eukaryota; Metazoa; Arthropoda; Insecta; Hymenoptera; Formicidae. Gene Ontology annotation, biological process: motor neuron axon guidance.
CCGCCGGGUGCCUCAGUACGUUUGGCGAACAGUUCGCGAACGGACGUAUUUGCUCGCGAGCUCUGCAGAAAACGCACUCGUUUCCCAGCAUAAACACGAGCGUGUUCUGGCAUAUAGCCGCGACAGAGAGAAGCGGUGUCUCUCUCGGCUGGCCCGGCGCCGUCGGCGGCGAAUCCCCUCUCCCCCCGCGAAUGCGAGGAGCCCGCGGCUUGCACGCGGCACGACCAACGAACCUGCUCUGUCUGUCUGUCUGUCUGUCUGUUUGUCUGUCUGUCUCUUUCUCGUCCUCGUCCUCGUCCUCGUCCUCGUCCUCGUGCUCGCGACGAGGCCUUGGCUUGUCAGCAGGCCUCAGCGCAGCGUUCUCGACCGCCCGCGGCCGCGCUCACGCGGGACUAACGUCGCGUUCGCCGGGUCGGCGACCCGGUCGGCCGGCCUCACGCGCGCACCCAGUGCUGGCCCAUGCAUGAACUGACCUCGCCGUCGAGCGAGCUUACCAUCGGCACACCACCAAGGUCGCCGGGCGAUCAAUGAAUGCGGCGUCUACCGCCACGUGACUGGACAACGCUGACGGAACGCCAGGAGGCCGCGUCCCCCGCGAUUGUCUCUCCCGAGAAACGUGCCGCCGCGAGUCCCGAGUUAGAGUAAGAACGCGCGAGUCCCUCUUCUUAGCCCGCGUCAGACGGGAGCGCUCGCGCGAAUCGUCUCCGGCUCUCGCAGCUCUGGACUCUCUGGGUUCGCAUUUCCGGCCCUCGGCCCGCGGUGACUCGCCGUGACCCGGUCGUGCGCGCGCGCGCGCGCGCGAGACCUCGAAGGCGGACCAGCGGAAGCGGACUCGCAGGAGGUCCGGCCCUCGCCUCGGUCGCCCAUGACAGACAGUUUCCUCUUGCCGUCGACACGUGACAACCGCGCGCGGCGUGCUCGGUCGCGAGAGCCCGAAGCGAAGCGAAGCGAAGGCACCGCGCUUCUUCCGAGGACCAGCGCUCGUCGUCCUUUUCCGAGACUCGACGCGCGCGCGACCUCGAAAUCACGGAGACGCUGAUUGUGCAGUGCGAGCAGCAGCGAGGCGUCGUUUGAUGCGGCACGUCCGCUCUCGGCGGCCCUUCAGUACCUCGCCGGACUGUUAAAGAGUCGGACUGUUAAAGAACCGUUCACGCAUGAGGCCCGGGAAAAGCGAGAAAAGGACGGUGACGUGCAGUGUAACCUGUGUAAAGUAGACUCCGGGGAGCCGCGGCUAGGCAGUUGGAAACGUGACAUGACGAGCGAGAGUUAUAGAGGCUGAGGAGGAGGAGGAGGAGGAGGAGCGGAAAGAACAAGCUGCGCGACAGACCGUGCUCGAGCCGGCCAAGUGGGAAUUGUUGCGCCAGCGUGCCACCGAGCGGGGUGACGAUUUAUCUCCGUGCGACCGUGACUCCGACACAAGGAGUGACUAUCGAGGUACAUGAAAGAAGGACAUGAGCUACUCGCAAGGCAAGGGACGGCUUUAUCCGGCCUACAGUCUGAGCGGCAGCGAGGGUGAGGAUAACACCUCCAGUUUGCGUAGUCGCGCCUACCCGCAAAACAACCACCAGAGCAACCAGUCGCAUCACAAUCAUUACAACGCCAGCCAGCAUAAGCAGCGUUCCUACCAACAACAGCAGCAGCAGCAGCAGCAGCAGCAGCAGCAGCAGCAGCAGCAGCAACAGCAGCAACAACAACAACAUCCCUUGUAUCAUAUGCCCGGCAGUGGCGCCGGUCUCAGCGACACACCUACUUCGGGUAACGCGUCUGACGAGACCCUCACCGACAGUGACCUUAUCACCGUUGCUCGCGACUCCGCACUGCUCGUCCAUAACGGGUGUUUGUUGGACAGUUCGGCACCGCGGGGCCCGCCUGAUGUGCCACCCCGUAACCCCGCAAUGAGCCGGCUCAACGGAAGACUGCCAGGAAGUCACGCAGCGAGCGAUCACGAGCGCGAUCCCGAUCUCGAGCCAUCCUGUCUCGUACGCACCCCAUCCGGUAACUUCUACAAUAUACCAAAGAUACCGAAGAAUGAAUACAACAACAAGAAUCAGUCCACGGGGAACAGUCCAAUAAAGGUGGAACUGCAGAACAACAUGGACAGAGUACCUUUGCCUUACGGGCACGCCCCGUCGAUGAUCCCGAUGAGGAGACAAAGCAUUCGCUGUCACUUCCGCAAGGGAAUCGAUUGGUGCAGUUGGAAAUUAAUUUCCAUCAUAAUAAUUAUGCUCUUGCUCUGCCUGACGGCAGCGUUAACCUACGUCGCAGUCAACUGGUCGUACCAAAGCACGAAGGCCUGCACAGUGCUGGUGGGCGAGAACACGGACGCCAAGCCGUCGUCGAGCGAGUCGAACAAGACGUCCUCGUCGUCCGCGUCGACGUCGUCGCAAUCGAGCGGCCGAGCGCGGCAGCAGUCGCCGUCAGGAGGUAGUAUUAGCACAUCGGCUAGCAUGUUGUUAGAUGGUGUAUACAGCCGCAAGCGUAGGGACACGUUUAACGAGCAUGCAUUGCCGCACCAAACUGUCGCACCACCACCACCCUCCCAUGAUCCCGAAGAGCUGCCCUUGACCUUGACCCCGACCACCAGCAGCCGCAGCAGCGCGGUCUCAGGGUCCGGGCAGCAAGCGCCGGUCCCGUUGCAUGAGGAACGUUCUGGUAAGGCUGUGCAUGAUCCGGAGGUGCAUGCGGACGCUCGAGCUCCGGUGGAAGGAGCUGUCGAGACCAAAGACGCAGCGGCGGGAUCGACGACUCCGUCGCGGUCGCUUCUCGCCCGAGACGUCUCCUCUACUACUACCAUUAACCACUCGCACGAUCACUCGACUCACACCACUGUCGCUGUCGACUUCACCUCUUCGUCCUCUGUCUCUGUCGACUUUCAUUCUGUCCCAUCGUCCUCCGCUCGCGAGACGCGCGCCACGUCGUCGCCGCCGCCAUUUCUCCACGUGGGAUUCUCCUCAGCCGUCGGCGAAGGCGUCGCGCCGCUACGCCGGCAGCAGCAUGUCGCCUCACCGGGCGCACCGAUUGCAAAACUUGGCAACGACAACGGCCCCGCGGAUUUCGACGGUGCCGGCACGUCCGAAAGUUCCGACAUCGCCGAGAGCAGCGGCGACACCGCGGCUACGACGUCUGCAUCCGGCGUCGAGUUCGCGAAACUUGGCGCUGAUUAUGGCGACCACGAGCACCAAGUGCCGCCGAUAGCCGGCGGAAGUGCGGCAAACGACAAUAACGUUCGCGCUGCCGAUUACAGCGGCGAUGUGGAGCCCGCUGAUGGCGCGGCACGGUCCACGACUACGACAGUGAAGCCAUGCUCGAGCGUAAGUCACCCUGACCAAAACGCGAGCGACGAGUCUUCCUCCCCCUCCUCCCCCUCCUCCUGUUCCUCCUGUGGCGAAGCCUUGGCACCGGCGGAAGCGUCAGCUCUGGAAGAGGUGAACGUCGACGAACUUUCGCCCGAUACACUCGUGGCCGAUAAAGCGACGUCCGACGCAGCCUUCAGCGAGAACCAGGACGCCAUGAUGAAGAUUACAGAAGAUCACGCGUCUGGGGGGACAAUCAACUCCACCGACGGUCGACACGACUCGGAGACGGCCACGGCGCCGUCAGCGCAGUCCCAGUCGUCGAGGUCGACGUCAGGCGUCGUGAAAGAGACGCGAGAGCUCUCUCGGGAGUACUCGUCGCCCGAGUCGUCGGAAGCGUCGUCCAAUCCCGUCAAGUCCGCCGAGAACCCGGAGGAGCUCCAGCGAGACUACCCCGUGCCGGCCUACAGCUACGCGGGGCAAGACGAGGUGGAGAUCGUCAAGCUGCACCACGAGGGAGCCCGAGCGAUCGCCAAGGUGGCAGCCGAACCCGGGGUCUUCAACAACAACAACAACGACGUGAAGACGAACACCGUGUCGCGCAGGCAGCGCGACAAGGGCGACCUGCGGGUGGUCGAGAGGGAAGGGAGCGACGAGGAGUUCCUCCGGAAGUUCGAGGAGAAUUUCCGCCGAGCGGAGCUCGAAGACUCCGCUGAGAACUACCCGCCGAUCACGGCCGAGCGCAACCCCGCGGACAACCUGCGCGAAACCCUGCAUGAUUCACCCGCGGACGCGACACCCGCUAACACGGCUAACCCGUCCGGCUCAUUGCUGACCCAGCGGGUGCAGGUCGUCGAGGUCCCCGUGUACCGCGGCGACCCGCCAUCAUCGCCCUCAUCCUCAUCGUCGUCUUCUUCAUCAACGGCUGCCCACCGGGUGCUUAUAAACAUCACGAUCGCCAGCGAGGACUCGGCCGCCGCUUCUUCGAGGCCUCUGUACGUGCUGUCGGUGUCCGUGCCGACGGACGGCGACGCGUCCGGGAUUAACAUGAAUCAGGCGCAGGUGCGCGCGGCCGAGCAGCCUCCGGAGGAAGCCGGCGCGGCGAGCAUGCUGAGGAAGGUCGCCGCUAACGGCGAGUCGAUGGAUACGCUCGAUACGCUGCGACUGCCGCCGCCGCCGCAGCCACCUGCCUCGCCGCCAGCGCCGGUCUGGGCCGGUGGCGAGUGCGAGUGCUCCUGCCCGUGCAUGGGCUCGUCUUCUGACGAGUGGGACAACUUUUCAGCGUUCGACGAGAGCGCCAACGCGGAGCAGGAGCCGUUCGACCAGCGCGCUAACUCCACCCUGCCAGCGGGCGAGGCCCGGGGGGAACUUGAGGGACACGAGUCGGAGGCUGGUGAAGGAGUGAGUCAGCGCGAGGAAUCCUCCGCGAGCGCGCCGCCCUCGGCGAGCAACGUGACCACCGGCGAUACACAAGACUACGACGUCGACUCGUCGUCGAUAGUUGACUCUGUGGAAUACAGUGAGUCGAGCAGUGACAACACGCCGGCUUAUGAACCGGAAGUGAGCACCACCGACGCGUGGGCUUGCUCUGGAGGCGCUCCGCUUCCCCCAGAGCCCACUAUACUGAUUCUCGAAGGUGCGCGAACUUUCCCAGCGAGGUCCUUCCCACCUGACGGCACGACCUUCGCUCAAGUCAGCCUAGGACAGAAACUCAGCAAGGAGAUACCACCGUACGGCUACUGGAACAUGCAGUUCUACCAAUCGGAGGCCGCCUACGUGCGCUUCGACUACAGCAUCCCGCGCGGUGCCAGCAUCGGCGUGUACGCCAGGAGGAACGCGCUGCCCACGCACACGCAGUACGACCUUCUGGAGGUCCUCAGCGGCUUCAAGGCGCGGACCACCAGGGCGUCUCAUGUUAGUGUCAUUCCCUCGAUUAAGAAAGAGGUGACGCAAUACAUGGAGCCGGGCCACUGGUUCCUCUCGCUCUACAACGACGACGGGGAUCCCCACGAGGUCUCGUUCACCGCCGUGAUCGCCGAGGACAUGACGCACAACUGCCCGAACGGCUGCAGCGGCAAGGGCGAAUGUCUUCUCGGUCACUGCCAGUGCAACCCCGGUUUCGGCGGCGAGGACUGCAGCGAGAGCGUCUGCCCCGUCCUCUGCAGCCAGAGAGGCGAGUACAUAAACGGCGAGUGCCAGUGCAAUCCCGGCUGGAAGGGCAAGGAGUGCUCCCUGCGGCACGACGAGUGCGAGGUACCCGACUGCAAUGGCCACGGCCACUGCACCAACGGCAAGUGCAACUGCGUGCGCGGCUACAAGGGCAAGUACUGCGAGGAGGUCGACUGUCCGCACCCGACCUGCUCAGGUCACGGUUUCUGCGCCGAGGGCACGUGCAUCUGCAAGAAGGGCUGGAAGGGCGCCGACUGCAGCCAGAUGGACAAGGAGGCGCUGCAGUGCCUACCGGACUGCAGCGGACACGGCAACUUCGAUCUGGAGACGCAGACCUGCCUCUGCGAGUCCAUGUGGUCCGGCGACGAUUGCUCGAAAGAACUGUGCGAUCUCGAUUGCGGCCCUCACGGACACUGCGUGGACAACGCCUGCGACUGCUCGCCGGGCUGGUCCGGCGAGCUGUGCAAUCUGAAGCAAUGCGAUCCUCGCUGCAACGAGCACGGACAAUGCAAGAACGGCACGUGUCUGUGCGUCACCGGAUGGAACGGAAAACACUGCACGAUGGAGGGUUGCCCGAAUUCCUGUUCCAGCCAUGGCCAGUGCAGGGUGUCGAACGACGCGCAGUGGGAGUGCCAGUGCUACGACGGCUGGGACGGCAAGGAUUGCAACGUGCUCUUGGAGCAGAACUGCAGCGAUGGACGAGACAACGAUAAAGACGGUCUCAUCGAUUGCGCCGAUCCGGAAUGUUGCUCGAAUCAUAUAUGCCGUAGCAGCCAGCUGUGCGUCUCGGCGCCUAAACCAAUCGAUAUAUUGCUGCGGAAGCAGCCACCCGCCAUCACCGCCUCCUUCUUCGAGAGAAUGAAGUUCCUAAUCGACGAGGGCAGUCUGCAGAACUACGCUCGUCAGGAGACCUUCAACGAGAGCCGGUCGGCGGUGGUACGCGGUCGCGUAGUCACGCACCUCGGCACGGGCCUGAUGGGAGUGCGAGUCAGCACCAGCACCCCGCUCGAGGGCUUCACCCUGACGCGAGACGACGGCUGGUUCGAUCUGCUGGUGAACGGCGGCGGUGCCGUAACUUUGCAGUUCGGCAGGUCGCCCUUCAAGCCGCAGAGCCACAUCGUCUUCGUACCUUGGAACGAGGUCGUCAUCAUCGAUAAGAUCGUCAUGAGCACCGCCGAGGAAAAGCCACCGCUUCACGUCCCGCAUGCGUGCACGGCUCACGACUACGAUAUCAUGAAGCCGGUCGUCCUGGCGACCUGGAAGCACGGCUUUCAAGGUGCCUGCCCGGACAAGAGUGCCAUAUUGGCGGAAUCGCAGGUCAUACAGGAGAGCCUGCAGAUCCCCGGCACGGGACUGAACUUGGUGUACCACAGCUCCAGAGCGGCCGGUUAUCUUUCCACCAUACAGCUGCAGCUCACCCCGGAGUCCAUACCGGCCACCUUGAACCUGAUACACCUGAGAAUCACGAUCGAGGGCAUACUCUUCGAGAAGACCUUCGAGGCCGACCCCGUGAUCAAGUUCACCUACGCGUGGAACCGGCUGAACGUUUACCGCCAGCGCGUCUACGGCGUCACCACCGCGAUGGUGAAGGUCGGCUACGAGUACAGCGACUGCAAGGACAUCAUCUGGGACGUGCAGACCACGAAGCUGAGCGGCCACGACAUGUCCAUCUCGGAGGUCGGCGGCUGGAACUUGGACAUUCAUCAUAGGUACAACUUCCACGAAGGCAUCUUGCAGAAGGGAGACGGAUCGAACAUUUAUCUCAAGCACAAGCCGAGGGUCAUUCUCACCACGAUGGGAGACGGCCAUCAGAGGCCCUUGGAUUGUUACGAAUGCGAUGGACAGGCUUCCAAGCAGCGUCUCUUGGCACCCGUUGCCUUGGCCACUGCGCCGGACGGCUCCAUCUUUGUGGGCGACUUCAAUCUAGUCAGGAAGAUCCUCGUCGACGGGACAGUCAGAACUGUGGUUAGACUAAAUGCGACCAGGGUGUCAUAUCGUUACCACAUCGCUCUGAGCCCGCUGGACGGCGUGCUCUACAUAUCCGACCCUGAAUCCCACCAGAUCAUCCGCGUCCGCGACACCAACGACUACACAGACCCCGAACACAAUUGGGAGACGGUGGUCGGCUCCGGGGAACGUUGCCUUCCCGGCGACGAGGCUCACUGCGGCGACGGCGCGCUCGCGCGAGACGCCAAACUCGCUUAUCCGAAGGGUGUGGCUGUUUCGGCGGACAACGUUCUUUACUUCGCCGAUGGCACCAACAUCAGAAUGGUCGACCGCGACGGCAUCAUCACCACCGUGAUCGGCAACCACAUGCACAAGUCUCACUGGAAACCGAUACCCUGUGAAGGGACGCUGAACGUGGAGGAGGUGCACCUACGAUGGCCGACCGAGCUGGCGAUUAACCCUCUGGACAACUCGCUACACAUGAUCGACGACCACAUGGUCCUCCAGCUGGCACCGGACGGUCGCGUCAAGGUCGUCGCUGGCCGGCCGCUCCACUGCGCCUCGCCGUCGUCCUCGUUCGACACGGAGCUCGCGACCCACGCUACCCUCGUGAUGCCGCAGAGCAUCGCGUUCGGGCCGUCCGGCAACCUGUACAUCGCCGAGAGCGACUCGCAGAGGAUCAACCGCGUUCGCGUGAUCGGCACCGACGGCAAAAUCUCGCCGUACGCCGGCGCCGAGUCCAAGUGCAACUGCCUGGAACGCGGCUGCGAUUGCUUCGAGGCCGACCACUACUUGGCGUCCACCUCCAAGUUCAACACGAUAUCCGCCGUGGCGGUGUCGCCCGAUGGGGUGGUGCAUAUCGGCGACCAGGCCAACUACCGCAUUCGCUCGGUGAUGGCAAGCAUUCCGGACGCCAGCGGCGCACGGGAGUACGAGAUCUACGCGCCCGACACGCAGGAGAUUUAUGUGUUCAACCGUUUCGGUCAACAUAUCGCCACGAAGAACAUCCUCACCGGCGAGACCGUGUAUCUGUUUACGUACAACGUCAACACCAGCAACGGCAAACUCAGCACGGUGACGGACGCGGCCGGCAAUAAAGUCUUCCUGCUGAGGGACUACAGCAGCCAAGUGAACUCGAUUGAGAACACGAAGGGGCAGAAGUGCCGGCUCAGGAUGUCCAGGAUGAAAAUGCUGCACGAGCUGAGUACACCCGACAACUACAACGUCACCUUCGACUAUCACGGGCCAACGGGGCUGCUGAAGACGAAGCUUGACAGCACUGGCCGUAGCUACGUCUACAACUACGACGAGUUCGGCAGGUUGACCAGCGCCGUCACACCCACCGGCAAGGUGAUCAGCUUGACCUUCGACCUCAGUCUGAAGGGCGCAAUCGUGAAAGUCGGGCAGAACAACAGGAAGCCCGUCUCGAUGCUGAUCAAGGGCUCGUCGGUAGUCACGAAGGUCGGCGAAGCUGAGCAAAGGACGACGGUCCUCGCCGAUGGUUCGGUCGGUAGAGUGACGUCAUGGGCUCACACCGUUAGCACCGACACUAUGCCGUACUCGAUCCUGGCGGAGAUCGAGCCUCUCUUGGGCGAGAGCUACCCUGUCCCGGCUAAGCAGCGAACGGAGAUCGCUGGGGAUCUGGCGAACCGCUUCGAGUGGCGGUAUUUCUUGCGCAAGGUUCAGGGAAAUAAGAAUCGCGGCAACUCGAAGACGGUCGCCCAAGUCGGCAGGAAGCUCCGAGUGAACGGCGAGAUCCUGCUGUCCCUCGAGUACGACCGUGAGACCAACUCCGUAGCCGUCUUCAUGGACGAUCGGGUGGAGUUGCUGAACGUCACGUACGACAGGACAGCCAGACCGGUGAAGUGGGGCCCGAGGAACGGCAUCUUCGCCGGCGUCGAGUUGGAGUACGAUCGAUUCAGCAGACUGACCAGUUGGACGUGGGGCGACAUCAGCGAAACUUACGGCUUCGACCGAUCCGGCCGGUUGUACGAGAUCAAGUACAGCGACGGAACGUCGAUGGUGUACGCCUUCAAGGACAUGUUCAGCAGCUUGCCGCUCAAAGUCACCACGCCGCGUGGCAGCGACUAUCUACUGCAGUACGACGAAGCGGGAGCAUUGCAAUCGCUGACCACGCCGAGAGGACACAUUCAUACCUUCUCGCUUCAAACGUCUCUUGGAUUCUACAAGUAUCAGUACUACUCGCCGAUGAACAGGCAUCCCUAUGAGAUCUUGUACAACGACGACGGCCAGAUUCUCGCUAAGGUGUACCCGCAUCAAAGCGGCAAGGUCGCUUACGUCUACGAUCAUACUGGGAAACUAGAGACGACGCUAGCCGGGCUCUCGUCGAUACACUACACCUAUCAAGAGACCACCAGUCUGGUACGCAGCAUCGAUAUCAAUGAGCCAAACUUUGAGAUGCGCAUCGAGUACAAGUACCACGCCGGCAUCGUGAAAGACGAGAAGAUCAAGUUCAGCAGCAAGAGUGGCAUGGAUAACGCUCAUUACCGUUAUCAGUACGACGGCAAUGCGCGCAUAUCCGGCAUCGAGGUGGACAUCAACGGCAAGCAGCUUCCGCAGCUUCGCCUCAAGUACAAUCAGAAUCUCGGCGUGCUGGAGGGCGUCGGCGAUCUCCGGAUAUACAGGAACCUCUUCAACAGGUCUGUCAUGCAAGACAGUAGCAAGCAGUUCUUCACGGUGACGGACUACGACGAACACGGCCGCGUCAAGACCGUGCUGAUGAACAUCAGAACGUUCGACGUGUUCCGCAUGGAGCUCGAGUACGACAAUCGCAAUCGCAUCAAGAUGAGGAAGCUCACCAUUGGCAAGGAGGCGAUCGAGAAGAAGGAGGGCUCUCGAAUGCAGAAGAUAACUUACAACGCGGACGGUCACGUGCUGGAGGUGGCCGACACGGAGAACAACUGGCAAUAUGCGUACGACGAGAACGGCAACGUGAUCGGCGUGUCCGGGCAUAACGGGAAGAUCGCUUUGGGCUACGACAGUGGCGACCGAGUGGUCCAGUACGGCGACGUGGAGUUCAACUCGUACGACGGGCGCGGCUUCGUCGUCAUUCGCGGCGAACACAAGUACAGGUACAACUCGCGCGGUCAGCUGAUCCACUCGUCGGAGCACAAGAAAUUCCAGAUCUGGUACUUCUACGAUGACCGCGGCCGCCUGGUGUCCAUGAACGACGACCGCGAGAACAUCACGCAGUUCUUCUAUGCGAACCCCAAGACCCCGGACCUGAUAACGCACGUGCACUUCCCCAAGUCGUCCAAGACGUUCCGCUUCCUCUACGACUCGCGCGACUUCCUCAUGACCGUGGAGACGUCCGAGCAACGCUUCUACGUCGCGACCGAUCAGAACGGCUCGCCGCUCGCGCUCUUCGACACCAACGGCAACCUCAUCAAGGAGAUGCGACGUACGCCGUUCGGCAGGAUCAUCAAGGACACCAACCCGGACUUCUACCUGCCCAUCGACUUCCACGGUGGCCUCUUGGACCCCAACACCAAGCUCAUCUACCUAAACAAACGACUAUACGACCCGACUCUCGGCCAAUGGAUGACUCCGGCUUGGGAGCAGAUGGCCAACGAGCUGACCACGCCGACCGACAUCUUCAUCUACCGUUUCCGCAAUAACGACCCGAUCAACUUCAAGCAGAACGUGGAGUACAUGACGGACCUGGCGAGCUGGCUAAAGCUCUACGGCUACGACAUCUCUUCGAUGCUCGGCUCCGAGUACACGAAGCAGAUGGUGUACCAGCCGAGCGCCACCAUCACGUCGCCGCAGCUUACCCCGGACUUUGGUGUCAUGUCCGGCCUGCAGUGCAUCGUGAAUCGCGUGCAUGAGAAGUUCUCCGACCUCGGCUUCGUGCCCAAGCCGCUGCUGAAACUGGAGCCGAAGACGAGGAACCUGCUGCCGCGGGUGGCGCAUCGCCGCGCGGUCUUCGGCGAGGGUAUCCUGGUAUCGCGCGUCGACGGCCGCGCCUUGGUGAGCGUGGUGGACGGCGUGAACAGCGUGGUGCAGGAUGUAGUGACGUCCGUGUUCAACAACUCGUACUUCUUGCCGCUGCACUUCAGCGUGCACGACCAGGACGUCUUCUACUUUGUGAAGGACAACGCACUCAAGAUCCGCGACGACAUGGAGGAGCUGCACCGGCUCGGCGGCAUGUUCAACGUGUCCACGCACGAGACGACGGAGCACGGCGCCGGCACCUGGAAGGAACUGAGGCUUCACAACCCGGACGCGGCGGUGGUGAUCAAGUACGGGGCCGAUCCCGAACAAGAACGCCACCGGAUUCUCAAGCACGCGCACAAGCGAGCCGUGGAGAGGGCCUGGGAGAUCGAGAAGCAGCUGGUGAUGUCCGGUUUUCAAGGUAGGGGCGACUGGUCGAAGGAGGAGAAGGACGAGCUCAUCAGCCGCGGCACCGUGGACGGCUACGAGGGCGUCGACAUCCACAGCGUCCACAGGUACCCGCAGCUCGCUGACGACCCCGGCAACGUGGCGUUCACCCGGGACGCCAAGAGGAAGAGGCGGAAGAGCGGCAACCGGCGCAACAGGACUCACAGGCACGAUUCGUGAUUCGAGGAUACCACGCGAGUUCGGGGUAUCGUUUGGGACUUGAUUCGCGCGUGAAUCCGAGAUGUGAGAGCUCGAACGGACAAAUGGACGGGAGAAUGAGAGAGAGAGAGAGAGAGGGGGGGGAGCACGUCGGAGAACAGCCGGGAGGAAGGACGUCCGUCUCGAUGUUCGUCUGUGCUACUUUCUCCCCUCGAAUCUCCCCCUCCCCCCUCCUUCCCGCCUCUUCUCCCCGCGCUCGUCGUCGGGAUGUACGGAGAUCUACCACGAGCGACCACGGACGCACGCGUCGAUGCGUCUGUCC